AUGCGCCGCGGCCGCUUCCGGAAGUUCCGGCGUUUCCGCAACCGAGGUCUCAAGGCGGCCAUGGAGAUCAACACCAGCAUCGUCAAGUCCGAGACCCUGCGCGACCUCCUCCACGUCUGCGAGCGGCACGAGGCCGAGUUCAACCAGGUCAACCGCGCGACCGCCGUGUGCCACCUGUGCAAGCUCACAGUACGCUCGCGCACGCUGCCCCCUCAACGGGCCGCCGCGGUGCGCACGGCGCUCCGCAUCACCGCCGAGGCGCUCGCCCGCCGGCAACAGGGCGAGCUCCGCCUCGGCGUCCGCGAGAUGGCCAACAUGUUGUACGGACACGCGCUGGUAGGCAACCACGUGCUUGGACUGGCGCGGCGGCGGCGACGACGGCUGGCGGCUCGCGGCGGGCGCGACGCUGAUGCGUAUGACUCGGAAUCGGACAGCGAGGACAUCGCGCUGCUCGCGGCGUACGGGAACAUGUCGGACGUGCAGCUGUCGGCGAUGCGGAUUCUAGAGGCAAUAGGAAACACCCCCAAGCAGGAGCUGCUUGACUCAGGCAACCCGCAGGAGCUCGCAAACAUCGUGUGGGCGGCGGCGAAGCUCGAGCUGCAGGGUCCGCUCGCGGAGCACGCCGUCGGGUGCGUGCUGGGGGUGUGUUUGGAAAAACUCCCCUCGUUCACGUGCCGCGACGUGUCGAACGUGGCGUGGGGGCUCGCGACGCUGUCGUCGGGCGGGCCGUGGCUGUGCAUCGACGUGGGCGUCGUCAGGGCGCUCGGGGAGGAGGUGCUGCGCGGGGGGAAGCUGGACCGCGCCGUGACGCAGGACCUGAGCAACCUGUUGUGGGCGCUGGCGACGAUGGGGGUGCCGCCGCGGCCCCUCGCGCUGCAGCGGAUCGUCGAGGCGGCAGGGAGGUCCGCUGCGAAGUUCAAGCCGCAGGAGCUGAGCAACACGCUCUGGGCCCUGGCGACCCUGGGCUACCAAUCAGAUAGGGAAGUCGUAGUGCAUCUCGCAACGUCCAUGGCUCGAAGCGAGGCGACGCUCGCGGACGCCGCGCCGCAGGCUAUCUGCAACACGCUCUGGGCCACGGCCACGAUGGGCGUCGUCCUCCCGGAGGAGGACCUGCGCGCGCUCGUCGACGCAGUGCUGUCUCCGAAGCGGGCGCCUGCGUGCUCUACCUACGACAUCUGCUCCGUGGCCUGGGUCGCCGCGAAGCUGCGCUGGUGGCCCGGGAACGCGGCCAUGUCGCGCAUGGCCGAGAUCGCGUCGGAGAUGUUCUCGCAGAUGAACGCGCGGGAAAUAGCCACCAUUUCCUACUGCUGGGCGGCGCUGGGGUACAAUCCAGGGCGCUCCGUGACGCUGUCGCUCAUGGGCGCCGCGCGCGACCUCGUCGCGAGCCCCGACCACCUCCGGCAAUGGUCCCUCGGGGACCUGGCGUCGGUGAUGUGGGGCGCGGUGGUCCUGGGCGGGCACGACGACUCCUUCUGGUGGGCCAUGUGCCGCGCGACGAACCGCGUCGCGCUGCAAACGGGCACGAUCGCCGUCGCGCGGGACCCCUCGGUGGUCGCGUCGAUCGACGAGGCGGUAGAACACGCCGUGGCUGACUCAGGGAGCUUCUCCCCGACGGGCUCGGCGGAGCUCGAGGAGCACAUGGACCACGUCAACCCGCUCUGCCUCCUGGCGGACGCCGCGGGGGCCUCGCGUGAGAUGCGGCACUACUUGAGUGUGGACCUGUUGGGGGCGGCGAGGCGCGCCUGGCGCGUGUCCGUGGCGUCCGAGGCGCGGUCGGUCGGGCAAACGCGCGCGGAGAUGUCGCAGUGGGCGGUGGACACGCUCCGCGCGGCCGUCGAGGAGGCCACCGCCACGUCAGUGGAUGACACCCCCCCUGACGACGAUGCUGACGCGGACGGGGAGUCGGCGGGCGGGGGAACGCUCUUGCCGGUCGAGCUGUGGCGUGAAUUCGUCGAUUCGAUGCCUGGGCGGCCGGACCGGAACAUCAUCGCGGCUGCAGUGGGGCGUGAGGGCACGCCCUUGGAACGGAAGCGACUCGCCGUUGUGUGGGCGCCGGAGACGCGGCUGUGGGGCGCUGCGGCGGGCGAAGAGGCACAGGCACGCGGUGGGUCGGAGCAGCUCGGCGGGCAGGCUACGGUGCUGGCGAUGGACCUCGAAACGCGAGGGUGGGCUGCGGUGGUGGUCGGCGGGGCGGGGCGGGAUGCGGAGGAGGAGCUGCGGCGCGCAGCGCACGCGCUCGUGGAGGGCUCGCUGUGGAUCCAGCGGGCGAUCGUGAACGAGGACGUGUGA
Messenger RNA from Pedinophyceae sp. YPF-701, 2289 nucleotides. The record is from the annotation of a GenBank genome assembly. NCBI's taxonomy places the organism in Eukaryota, Viridiplantae, Chlorophyta, Pedinophyceae.